Messenger RNA from Oryza brachyantha (malo sina), 3582 nucleotides. RefSeq names its product pentatricopeptide repeat-containing protein At5g14770, mitochondrial. The transcript has 4 exons. The record is from RefSeq and is a predicted model, not a curated record. Gene Ontology annotation, molecular function: protein binding. Lineage: Eukaryota; Viridiplantae; Streptophyta; Magnoliopsida; Poales; Poaceae. The coding region runs from base 1 to 2811 and encodes 936 amino acids.
AUGGCGGCCCCGCGCCCCGAAACCCUCCACGCCUCCUUCCUCUGCUCCCUCGCCAUCGCCCUCCUCCGCGCCGGCCGCCUCUCCGCCGCCUCCCACCUCCUCUCCUCCCUCCCCGCCGCCCCCGCACCCCUCCUCCGCCGCCUCAUCCCUGCCCUCGCCUCCUCCGGCCUCGCCGCCGCCGCCGUCCGCUUCCGCCCCGUCACGGGCGACCCCAUCUCCCUCAACGCCGUAAUCUCCUCCUACUGCCGCCUCCGCCUGCUCCGCCCCGCCGUCGCGCUCCUCCGCUCCCACCGCCCGACCACCGUCGGCUACAACAUCCUGCUCGCCGGCCUCUCUCGCCAUGGCUAUGGGGGCCUCGCGGUGCUCGCUGAAAUGUGCAAGCGCGGGGUGCCCUUCGAUCGGGUCACCGUCAACACGCUGCUCGCGGGCCUCUGCAGGAAUGGCCAGGUCGACGCGGCCGCGGGUCUGGCCGACAUGCUGUUGCUCAGAGGCAGAGGGAUCCCUGCCUUGGAUGUCAUCGGCUGGAACACUCUCAUUGCUGGAUAUUCUAGGGUUGGGGACAUGCCCAUGGCGUUGGGCGUGUCCCAAGGGAUGAUGAAACAAGGGUUGCCAAUGGAUGUGGUGGGCUACAAUACCUUGGUUGCUGGGUUCUGCCGCAAUGGUGAGGUUGAUGCUGCACGGGGCAUGCUGGACACAAUGAAGGAGGCAGGGGUGGAUCCCAAUGCGGCAACCUACACGCCCUUCAUUGUGGAGUACUGUAGGACGAUAGGGGUCGAGGAUGCGUUCGAUUUGUAUGAGGGAAUGGUGAGGACAGGAGUGCUGCCGGAUGUGGUCACGCUGACCGCUCUUGUUGCUGGCCUUUGUAGGGUCGGCCGCUUCUCGGAAGCAUAUGCUCUUUUCAGGGAGAUGGACAAGGUCGGGGCAACGCCAAACCAUGUCACCUACUGUACGCUUAUUGACUCGCUGGCAAAAGCCGGGAGGGGCAAUGAGUCGCUCAGUCUGUUGGGGGAGAUGGUUUCUAGAGGAGUGGUCAUGGAUUUGGUCACCUAUACUGCUUUGAUGGACUGGCUGGGUAAACAAGGCAAGAUUGGUGAAGUGAAGGACAAGUUUCAUUUUGCCCUUUCAGAUAAUAUUUAUCCCAAUGGUGUUACGUACACCGUAUUGAUCGAUGCUCUCUGCAAAGCUGGCAGCAUUGAUGAGGCAGAGCAGGUGUUGCUUGAAAUGGAGGAGAAAUCGAUCAGUCCAAAUGUUGUUACAUUCUCAUCAAUCAUCAAUGGCUAUGUUAAAAUAGGAUCGGUUGACAAAGCAAAUGAGUUCAAGAGGAUGAUGAAGGAAAGGGGCAUCAAUCCAAAUGUGGUGACCUACGGAACACUGAUCGAUGGUUUCUUCAAGUUCCAAGGGCAAGAGGAAGCUCUUAAGGUGUACCAUGAAAUGCUGUUUGAGGGUGUCAAGGUAAAUAAAUUUGUUGUUGAUUCUAUGGUGAAUGGUUUGAGGCAGAAUGGAAAAAUAGAGGAAGCUGUGGCAUUGUUUAAAGAUAUGUGUGAGAGUGGCCUGUCACUAGAUCAUGUGAACUAUACCACUUUGAUUGACGGGCUUUUUAAAGCAGGCAACAUGCCUGCUGCUUUUAAGUUUGGUCAGGAAUUAAUGGACAGGAACAUGUUUCCUGAUGCUGUUGUUUAUAAUAUGUUUAUCAAUUGCCUUUGCAUGCUUGGGAAAUCUAAGGAAGCAAAAUCCUUCUUGACAGAGAUGAGAAAUAUGGGCUUGAAACCUGAUCAAUGUACAUAUAACACUAUGAUUGCUUCACAUUGCAGGAAAGGAGAGACCGGUAAAGCUCUAAAACUCUUUCAUGAAAUGAAGAGGAUUUCCAUAAAACCUAACCUCAUCACAUACAAUACACUGGUUGUGGGUCUCUUUGAGACUGGGGCAGUGGAGAAGGCAAAGUCUUUGCUAAAUGAGAUGGUCUCUGCUGGCUUCUGUCCAUCCUCUCUGACUCAUCGACGGGUUUUGCAAGCAUGUUCUCGAAGCAGGAGGUUGGAUGUGAUUCUGGAUAUUCAUGAAUGGAUGAUGAAUGCCGGUCUUCAUGCUGAUAUCAUCGUAUACAAUACUCUUGUUCAUGUUCUGUGUUACCAUGGAAUGACAAGAAAAGCCACAGCUGUUCUGGAAGAAAUGUUGGGGAGUGGAAUUGUCCCAGACACGAUCACAUACAAUGCUCUUAUUCUUGGUCAUUGCAAGAGCAGCCAUCUAGAUAAUGCAUUUGCUACAUAUGCUCAGAUGCUUCACCAAAAGAUUUCACCAAAUAUGGCUACUUUCAACACGCUUCUGGGUGGUCUUGAGUCUGUUGGAAGGAUCAGAGAAGCAGGCACCGUGCUCAUUGAGAUGGAGAAGAGUGGGUUUCAACCUGAUAAUCUCACUUAUGACAUACUGGUUACAGGAUCUGGAAAACAAAGCAACAAAGUCGAUGCAAUGAGAUUGUAUUGUGAAAUGGUGGGCAGGGGCUUUGUUCCUAAAGUAAGCACAUAUAAUGCACUUAUAAGUGACUUCACUAAAGCAGGAAUGAUGACUCAAGCUAAAGAGCUGUUCAAGGAUAUGCAAAAGAGAGGUGUUCAUCCUACAUCCUGCACUUAUGAUAUUCUUGUAAGUGGAUGGUCAAGGCUUAGAAAUGGAACUGAGGUGAAAAAUAUUCUCAAAGAUAUGAAAGAGAAAGGAUUCAGUCCAUCUAAAGGCACUCUUAAUUUUAUAUGCAGAGCAUUCUCAAAACCAGGAAUGACAUGGCAGGCUCAACGUUUACUUAAAAACCUUUACAGGGUUUAGAAUGUGAAGUUUUGAUCUCUUAUCUGGCAGUAAUAAGUGGUUUGAUUGAGAGGGUUUUUAUAUUGUCUGGGUGAUCAGUUUUGCUGAUUGGCUGAUUCUAUUGUAACACAUGUUAUACUGCAUAUAUUCCUGCACAGUUGCACCCACAAUCUAGAUGGAGAAAAAGAUGUUCCGGUUGGAAAAGAAAAUACUGUGCUCUUUGAAAUAUCAGUUCUAAAUUGGAUAGACUAAUCACUCUAUCAAUAAUGGUUACUGCAGAGUUGAUUUGAAACCCUGUGCCUCGCUGGAUCAUAUUUGGUGAUAGAGGAAGGUGGUUCACGAACCUGCAGUUGAGGCCUUUGUAUACUGUGUGGCAACAGCCCUGACUACAGGUUAUCGGUGGGAGUGUAGGUGGAGUCCUGGCAACAACUGUUUUUUGAAGUACAAGGUCAUUAUACCGUUGAUACUUUUCCCAGGCCACUGCAGAGGCAAUUAGAUAUUAGAGAUGGUGAUCAGCAUGUACUGCUGCAAAUUCAUCUUUAUGCAGUAGUUAACUUCAUGGAUAUUGCCUUUGUCUAUCAGGCUAUUAUACAAAGCAUUUACCAAGCCAAAAAAAAGGUGUCAAUUAAGCAGAAGGAUGCUUGUAAAGGAGUGGGGGUGGUGGUGACGAGGCCGGUAUGAGGCCACAAGUGAAGUCAAGUGAAGUGAUGGCUAGCCUAGUGCACAAGAUGGACUCCACUGAUUCACACUGACACUUCACAUGCACACAAUACAGGGACCAAGCAGGUCAGC